Mesoplodon densirostris (Blainville's beaked whale) is the source of this 3789-nucleotide messenger RNA. It is a transcript of the gene STXBP1, whose product is annotated as syntaxin binding protein 1. Gene Ontology annotation, biological process: intracellular protein transport; vesicle-mediated transport; neurotransmitter secretion. Gene Ontology annotation, cellular component: plasma membrane; secretory granule. NCBI's taxonomy places the organism in Eukaryota, Metazoa, Chordata, Mammalia, Artiodactyla, Ziphiidae. Gene Ontology annotation, molecular function: syntaxin binding. The coding region runs from base 222 to 1895 and encodes 557 amino acids. The transcript has 18 exons. The record is from RefSeq and is a predicted model, not a curated record.
GCUCGCCCCGCGCCCCCGCGCCGAGUCCGCGCGUCAGUCGAUCCCGAGCGCGGCUGCAGGGCGGCGGGCUGCAGCUAGCAGAGCGCGCCGAUCCGGGGAGGCGGUGGUGUCCGCAGGCAUCGCGUGAGGAGGCUCGGAGCCCAGAGACUCGCGCAGCGCGAUGGCCCCCAUUGGCCUCAAAGCGGUGGUCGGAGAGAGUGCUGGUGGUGGAUCAGCUGAGCAUGAGGAUGCUUUCCUCCUGCUGUAAGAUGACAGACAUCAUGACCGAGGGGAUAACAAUUGUGGAAGACAUCAACAAGCGCCGAGAGCCGCUCCCCAGCCUGGAAGCUGUGUAUCUCAUCACUCCCUCUGAGAAGUCUGUCCACUCUCUCAUCAGUGACUUUAAGGACCCACCAACUGCCAAGUACCGGGCUGCGCACGUCUUCUUCACUGACUCUUGUCCAGACGCCCUGUUUAACGAGCUGGUAAAAUCUCGAGCAGCCAAAGUCAUCAGAACUCUGACGGAAAUCAACAUUGCAUUUCUCCCAUAUGAAUCCCAGGUGUAUUCCUUGGACUCUGCUGACUCUUUCCAAAGCUUCUACAGUCCCCACAAGGCUCAGAUGAAGAAUCCGAUCCUGGAGCGCCUGGCGGAGCAGAUCGCCACUCUGUGCGCCACCCUGAAGGAGUACCCGGCCGUGCGGUAUCGGGGGGAAUACAAGGACAAUGCUUUGCUGGCUCAGCUAAUCCAGGACAAGCUUGACGCGUACAAAGCCGAUGACCCGACAAUGGGGGAGGGCCCAGACAAGGCACGCUCCCAGCUCCUGAUCCUGGACCGCGGUUUCGACCCCAGUUCCCCCGUCCUUCAUGAAUUGACUUUUCAGGCUAUGAGUUACGACCUGCUGCCGAUUGAAAAUGAUGUAUACAAGUAUGAGACCAGUGGCAUCGGAGAGGCGAGGGUGAAGGAAGUGCUCCUGGACGAGGAUGACGACCUCUGGAUAGCACUACGCCACAAGCACAUCGCGGAGGUGUCCCAGGAAGUCACCCGCUCUCUGAAGGAUUUUUCUUCCAGCAAGAGGAUGAAUACUGGAGAGAAGACCACCAUGCGGGACCUGUCCCAGAUGCUGAAGAAAAUGCCCCAGUACCAGAAAGAGCUCAGCAAGUAUUCGACCCACCUGCACCUUGCUGAGGACUGCAUGAAGCAUUACCAAGGCACCGUGGACAAACUCUGCCGGGUGGAACAGGACCUGGCGAUGGGCACGGAUGCUGAAGGGGAGAAGAUCAAGGACCCCAUGAGAGCCAUUGUCCCCAUUCUGCUGGACGCGAAUGUCAGCACUUAUGACAAAAUCCGCAUCAUCCUUCUCUACAUCUUUUUGAAGAAUGGCAUCACCGAGGAAAACCUGAACAAGCUGAUCCAGCACGCCCAGAUCCCCCCGGAGGACAGUGAGAUCAUCACCAACAUGGCCCACCUCGGGGUGCCCAUCGUCACGGACUCCACGCUGCGUCGCAGGAGCAAACCAGAGCGGAAGGAGCGCAUCAGCGAGCAGACCUACCAGCUUUCACGAUGGACCCCGAUCAUCAAAGACAUCAUGGAGGACACCAUUGAAGACAGACUUGACACCAAGCACUACCCAUACAUCUCCACCCGCUCCUCUGCCUCCUUCAGCACCACUGCGGUCAGCGCCCGCUAUGGGCACUGGCAUAAGAAUAAGGCCCCAGGGGAGUACCGCAGUGGGCCUCGCCUCAUCAUCUUCAUCCUGGGGGGCGUGAGCCUGAAUGAGAUGCGUUGUGCUUACGAGGUGACCCAAGCCAAUGGAAAGUGGGAAGUGCUCAUAGGAUCCACGCACAUUCUCACCCCACAGAAACUGCUGGACACGCUGAAGAAACUGAAUAAAACAGAUGAAGAAAUAAGCAGUUAAAAAAUAAGCCACGCCUCCAAAAAACGAACCCUCUCCCCAAAGUGCUCGCAGCCCUGACCACCGCUGACCGCCUCGGUUCCCUUGCUGACCCCCCUCUCCCUCCAUCGCCUGCCCCAGCUCUGCACGCCCGGCCGGCGCUGUCGCCAGCUGCGUUCUCGUGUUUGGUGAUGCCCUCUUCUCGUUUGAAACAAAAUAAUGCAUUGUGUUUUUUUAAAAAAAAGAGUACCUUCUAGAUGUAUCCUGGAGGAGACGUUCGGUGUGAGGGACGCGCUGCUGGAGGGUUUCUGAACUGCUUAGGAUGAUGAAUGGACACCUGCUCCCCAUCGGUCGUGAUUUUAUGACCUUGUACAUAACCCAGCGUGACAUGUGCACAUUGCUUGCGUAUGAGAAGGUAGAUGUUUGGGUAUUUUUAAAAACCCGUUUGGGAUUGUUCCUGUUCUUGUUGGGAAUCACUGAGAUGUCCGUUCUUGGAGUAUUUUAAACUGAGGAUUAAUCUGUUAUCUUCACUCCAGUUCCUACCCCUCAGUGCCAGCUCUCAUCCAGAUAAGCUUGGAAGUGAAGCUCAGGUGACAUCUCGAGAGGUUUGAGCUGGAGUCGACCUCUGCUCUCCCCAGGGGGCUCAUUCCCCCCCUCCCCCAUGCUGGAGGAGGGCGUCCACAGGAAGUCAGGCUGGGUGCCUGUCGUGGCUCCCUCCCUGGCCGCUGCCGCAGCGCUGUGAUCCUGUUCUGUGGUCUGUCACUGUCCCCAGAUGAGUGAGGAACAAGCUCCCACCGGGGACCUGGGUCCCUUGGAGAAGCAGUUAGACCUGGUCCUUCAGACCAGACCCCAUCUUUCCCCAGGCAUCACCCCCGACAGAGCCGCUCUUUCUCAGCAGGGUCAGCCUGGGUGGAGCUCACGGGACAGGAGCGAACCAGGGCAGAGUGAGUUCCGCAGGCUCCUGAUCAGAGGUCCCUUUCCUGUAGAGCACUGUCUGCGCCCCCGACACUUCAAACCACCUGAAGAGUGGCCCGGUGGAUUUAUCCAGACCCUGAUCCCGCUCAGGUUAUCCUCCGUUUAAGAUACUUCCUAAUACUUUAUUUUGUGUAGUGUGGGGUCAUAUGUCGUCGUGCUUGUAAGAGAAAAACGAUCAUUUUAUUCUCUGUAUAAAAACGUAGCUGUAUAAAUCUUAGCUCUAAUGCAGAAAUUAAAGAAGCAAAUGCAGGAAGGAUGUCUCGUCGCCCUCAGGACUCAGCAGCUCGUUCUCCGGAAGGGAGCACACUAUUUGUUCUGCUGCUGUUGUGAACUAUAAUGACAGUGGAAGUCACAAAAAUGUCCCACGCCCACCCGCACCCCCCCCCCUUAACCCCUGCAAACCGUGUGUGUAUAUUACUGUCUUGUGGCAUCGUCAUUGCAAACGUGGUGUGUGCUAGUUCUCCGCGGCCCUCAAUUCCCUUUCAGAAUAUACUCCUCACCCGCCCCAUUAGAUGCAUCGUGGCAUUCUCUUCUCAAGGCUUUGAAAUCUCCCCUUUGCACUCAGAUUAGUUUUCAGGUCUGUCUCCCUUCCCCCCCUUACAAGAUCUUAUUUCCUUAGGACAGACUGUAGGGACCUGCCUUGGUUUGUUUCUUCUUGUUACUGCUUGUUUUGUCCCCUGCCCUUGACCAAACGAUCGAUGCUCAUGCUUCAGGACCUUGUUUGUCCGAUGUGUUGGUUUUCCUUUCUCUGUUAUUUAUAUAAAAAUAAUUUAUCAAAAGGAUAUUUUAAAAAAAAAAAAGCUAGUCUGUCUUGAAACUUGUUCACCUUGAAAUUAUCAGAAUCUCAGUGUUUGAAAGUAUUGAAGCACAAACAUGUAUCAUCUCUGUACUGUUCUGUACUAAAGCACUCGAGUCUAAUAAAUAAAUAAAUCAGCGCCCAUGC